CCCUGCCCAGCACAGGGAGCCUGGGGCCAAUCAGCUCUUCCAAACGAUCAAAUGUCACCAUAAGUUGAGAGCUGCAUCACCUUGGGACGCUCGCAGAUCCCAGCCUGCCCGUCCCCUCCGACAGGAGCUUGGUGCUUCUCUCCACUCCUUCUAGAAACUAAUUGCCAACAUGUCUGAUACCGAGGAAGUGGAACAAGGAGAGGAGGAGUACGAAGAAGAAGAAGAGGCUCAGGAAGAAGAAGCUCAGGAGGAAGAAGUCCAUGAACCAGCAGAGGAAGCUCAUGAGGAAGCCAAUGAAGAAGGCGAAUACAAUGAUGAGGAGAAGCCCAGAAUAAAACUAACUGCUCCUAAAAUACCAGAGGGUGAGAAAGUAGAUUUUGAUGACAUCCAAAAGAAAAGGCAGAACAAAGACCUGAUUGAACUGCAAGCCUUGAUUGACAGCCACUUUGAAGCCAGAAGAAAGGAAGAGGAAGAGCUGGUUGCCCUCAAGGAGAGAAUUGAGAAGCGCAGAGCUGAGAGAGCAGAGCAGCAGAGAAUCCGGGCUGAGAAGGAGAAGGAGCGUCAGGCAAGGCUUGCGGAGGAAAAGGCAAGAAGAGAGGAGGAAGAUGCCAAGAGAAAAGCUGAGGAUGACCUGAAGAAGAAGAAGGCUCUGUCCUCCAUGGGUGCAACAUACAGCAGUUAUCUGGCUAAGGCUGACCAGAAGAGAGGGAAGAAGCAAACAGCUAGAGAGACGAAGAAGAAGGUCCUGGCUGAGAGGCGCAAGCCCCUGAACAUUGACCACCUUAAUGAAGACAAGCUGAGGGACAAAGCUAAGGAGCUGUGGGACUGGCUAUAUCAGCUGGAGACUGAGAAGUAUGACUUUACAGAGCAGAUCAAGAGGAAAAAAUAUGAGAUUGUCACCCUCAGAAACCGGAUCGAUCAGGCCCAGAAGCACAGCAAGAAGGCAGGAGCCAAGGGCAAGGUUGGUGGGCGCUGGAAGUAAAGAACCAGGCAGGAUGGCCUUUAAUGAUGUGCUGAACCCCUGCUGGUCUCCUCUUUCCUCCUUCACCGAUCACUUGUGUUCUCAUGCCUUAAUGAUAACAAAAAUCACAUCAGCCUGGAUUGGCUAUUGCUGCUGCUUUUCUUCCUGGAGGGGUCUGGUGGCUUCCUCAGGCAAGGGGAAGCAGGUUCCCUGUGGAACUGGGAUGACUCCUUGCUGGCAUCUUCAAUUCCUGCUGAGCAUGUCCCUUAUCCUCCUGAUACCAGCCCUAUGCUGUCCUGUAGAUUGCUAUGUACAAAUCUUUGGAUUUUGUAAAUAAAGCACAACCAGUACCUACUCCAA
Haemorhous mexicanus (house finch) is the source of this 1321-nucleotide messenger RNA. RefSeq names its product troponin T3, fast skeletal type (gene TNNT3). Gene Ontology annotation, cellular component: troponin complex. Gene Ontology annotation, biological process: muscle contraction; regulation of muscle contraction; sarcomere organization. The transcript is spliced from 18 exons. Gene Ontology annotation, molecular function: tropomyosin binding; troponin C binding; troponin I binding. NCBI's taxonomy places the organism in Eukaryota, Metazoa, Chordata, Aves, Passeriformes, Fringillidae. Bases 170 to 982 code for a protein of 270 amino acids. The record is from RefSeq and is a predicted model, not a curated record.